AUGGCGGUGACCGAGGACCUUUACGAGAAACUCGCUGCAACGGCUAGAGGAUUCAUCGAAGCGACGAAUGCCAAAACUCCACGAGACAACAACCCCGACUACGACCUGAUCCGAUCGUUCGCCGCGCCCCAUUUCCGCAUCGAAUGGGCUCCCAAGCUCUUCGCUUCCAGCUCACCCGUCCUCGGGGACGCGAAAGAUAUCGAUGGCUUCUGUGCGCAUAUCCAGGGAAUGUCUGCGAACAUGUCGACAUGGGCAAUCCUCAUACAAGACCUCUUUGUAGACGUGAAACGACGGACGGUGACUGUUCGGGCAGACUUCUGGAUGCUACCGCGAGGGUCGGAGAAGGUGUUGAAUGACAUCGUCUGGUUCGUGAAGAUGGAUGAGAGUGGAGACAAGAUAAUCGAUUGCACGGAAUAUGUGGAUCCUGCGGCGAGCAAGAUCAUCAAGGAUCGAAUUGCGGCGAGGAGUUGGGAAGCCAACGUUGCCGCUUCUGCUGGCAAAGAAUCGUCGAAUGGGGAUAGCUAG
Molecule: messenger RNA, 525 nt
Organism: Lecanosticta acicola
Lineage: Eukaryota; Fungi; Ascomycota; Dothideomycetes; Mycosphaerellales; Mycosphaerellaceae
Source: the annotation of a GenBank genome assembly